Raphanus sativus (radish) is the source of this 796-nucleotide messenger RNA. RefSeq names its product vacuolar protein sorting-associated protein 26B-like. The transcript is spliced from 9 exons. Gene Ontology annotation, cellular component: retromer complex; endosome. The coding region runs from base 179 to 781 and encodes 200 amino acids. The record is from RefSeq and is a predicted model, not a curated record. Gene Ontology annotation, biological process: retrograde transport, endosome to Golgi; intracellular protein transport. NCBI's taxonomy places the organism in Eukaryota, Viridiplantae, Streptophyta, Magnoliopsida, Brassicales, Brassicaceae.
UCUUUAAGCCUAAAGAUCUCAGCUUUGAGCAUCUGCGCUUGUGAUUGUCAUCAACUUAAAGUUCUUUUUUUUUAUAUAUUUCUCUCUCUAUUCCCAAUUUUCGUGCCUUUGGUUCUGUCGAUCUUCUCCACUGUCAGAUCGGGUUUAUUGUGAUUGAGAUCUCUUAAGUCUUGUGAUCAUGAAUUAUCUUCUUGGAGCAUUCAAACCCGCCUGCAAUGUUUCAAUCACUUUUUCUGAUGGCAAAAAUCGUAAACAGGUACCCAUGAAGAAAGAAAAUGGUCAAACAGCUUUGGUCCCACUUUUCCAGAGUCAGGAAACUCUUUCCGGGAAGGUUUGCAUUGAACCAUAUCAAGGGAAAAAGGUGGAGCAUAAUGGUGUCAAAGUUGAGCUUCUUGGUCAAAUAGAAAUGUACUUUGACAGAGGAAACUUCUAUGACUUCACUUCCUUGGUUCGUGAAUUGGAUGUCCCUGGAGAUAUAUACGAGAGAAAGACAUACCCUUUUGAAUUUCCAACUGUCGAGAUGCCAUAUGAUACAUACAAUGGUGUCAAUGUGCGGCUAAGAUAUGUCCUCAAAGUUACCGUCACUCGUGGCUACUCUGGAAGCAUCGUGGAGUACCAGGAAUUCAUGGUUCGGAACUAUGCUCCACCUCCUCCAAUUAAUAACAGCAUCAAGGUGAGUUCUGAUGGGUUCCUACUUUAUAAGAAUAGAGACAGGAACUAUGGCUCGUUUCCUUUUAAAAAAAAAAACCCAAACUCAACUUGUUUCAUUCUUAGUGUUUAGGCUCUAACUACAAUC